Messenger RNA from Chlamydomonas reinhardtii, 2541 nucleotides. RefSeq lists its product as uncharacterized. The coding region runs from base 199 to 1812 and encodes 537 amino acids. The transcript is spliced from 10 exons. Gene Ontology annotation, molecular function: oxidoreductase activity. The record is from RefSeq and is a predicted model, not a curated record. NCBI's taxonomy places the organism in Eukaryota, Viridiplantae, Chlorophyta, Chlorophyceae, Chlamydomonadales, Chlamydomonadaceae.
AAUAUACAAGACCUUCCAGCUUCAGCGUGUUAUUUUGCGAGGGCGGACGAAGUCUUUUGAGGCUGACGAAUCGACUUCUUGCACAGCUCCCGGAAGUCCGUUGAGCCUUGCCUUGUGGCAAUUGCCUCCACAAGUCUCGUCGAAGGCGUCUGCGGCCAAGAAGAAGGCAGUUGUCCGCGCGACUGAAUGAACCGAAGAAUGCUUCUCAGCUCCGGGAGACACUUGCUGGCCAGCGCUGGGCUGCUGGCAACCUUCGAAGGCGUGAGGUUGCAGGCAUUAACAGGCAUUGCCCGCUCGCUGUCAAGCGCGGCAGCUGCGUCGCCCAGCGAGGCCUCCGACAAGCUGCAUGUGUGCGUCGUCGGCUCCGGCCCGGCAGGCUUCUACACCGUUGACAGGCUGCUGAAGCGCUACGGCGACAAGGUGCACGUGUCCAUCCUGGACCGGCUGCCCACCCCCUUCGGCCUGGUGCGCUCGGGUGUGGCGCCCGACCACCAGGACACCAAGAAUGUGAUCAACCAGUUCGGGGCGCUGGCCGGCGACCCGCGUGUGUCGUUCUUCGGCAAUGUGCUGGUGGGCCGGGACGUGGCGCUGCAGGAGCUGAGGCAGCUGCACCACGCGGUGGUUCUGGCCUACGGCGCCGAGAGCGACCGGCGCCUGGGUGUGCCCGGCGAGGAGGGGCCGGGCGUGCUGAGCGCGCGCGAGUUCGUGUGGUGGUACAACGGCCACCCGGACGCACGCCACCUGCCCGUCGACCUGUCACAGGUGGAGUCAGUAGCCAUCUGCGGCAUCGGCAAUGUGGCUCUGGACUGCGCACGUGCGCUGCUGGCGCCCGCCGCCCGCUUCCAGCCCACAGACAUGGCGGGUCACGCGCUGCGGCAGCUGGCGGGCGGCAGUGCGGUGCGGCGGGUGCAUCUGGUGGCCAGGCGGGGGCCCGUGCAGGCCGCCUGCACGCCCAAGGAGCUCAAGGAGCUGCUGACCGAGUGCGGCGUCACCGCCGCCACCUCCGCCCCAGACCAGCUGGACGUGUCGGCGGCGGACGCGGCGGAGAUGAAGGCCACGCGCCUCAAGCGCCGCGUGCACGAGCUGGUCAGCAAGGCCGUGGCGGACGGGGCCAAGCAGCAGCAGCAGGCGGCUGCAGGGGGCGGCAGCGGUCCGUGCGGUGUGCGCGAGCUGGUGUUUGAUUUCUACCGCAACCCGGUGGAGGUGGUGCGGGGCGGACCCGGCGGCGCAGUGAGCGGCCUCAAGGUUGAGCGCACGGUGGUGCAGCCGGGGCCGGGCGGCGGCGCCCCGGUGGCGGUGGGCAGCGGCGAGUUCAGUGUGCUGCCCUGCCAGCUGGUGCUCAAGAGCAUCGGGUACAAGAGCCUGCCGUUGGAGGGUGUGGCGUUCGACAGCCGGCGCGGGGUGGUGCCCAACCUGGAGGGCCGCGUGCUCAAGGCUGUGCCGGACGCCAAGGCCCUCGCCGCCGCUGCGCCCGCCGCCGCCGCGGACCUGGACUCGGGGCUGUACGUGGUGGGCUGGCUGAAGCGCGGCCCCACCGGCAUCAUCGGCACCAACCUGGUGGACGCCGAGGAGACUGCGGGCAGCCUGCUGGCGGACGCCCCCGCGCUGCUGCAGGCACAUGGCGCGGCCGCGGGCGGCAGGCAGGGGCUGGCGGGGCUGGCGGCGCUGCUGCAGUCGCGGCGUGUGCGGGCGGUGGAGUGGGGGCGCUGGCGGGUGCUGGACGAGGCGGAGGUGGCGGCGGGCCGGGCGGAGGGGCGGGUGCGGGAGAAGGUGACGGAGGUGGCGGACAUGCUCAGCAUAUGUGGCGUGUGAGCAGGCAGGCAGGCGGGCAGGGAGCGAGGGGGGCUCAGGGGUGGAGCAGGUGCUGCCGGUAUGUCGCCCCGGCUGGCUGUAGUGCUUGUUCAUGCGGGUGGCCAUGCGGGCAUGGCGCACGGAGCUGCGGAAAUGCACUUGAACGUAUGGACUUGCUUGUGAUGCUUGUGACAUGCAUGCGUACCGUAUGCGCGCGUGGCGUGAAGCCGGGUGGGGUGCGUUCAAAAUGACACGAGGCACAGGCAGCAGGGCAAGCAGUGCUCCUUACCUUCGCUGUGGCGGAUUCUAUGUGUGUGUGUGUGUGUGUGUGUGUUAGUUACAAGGUGGUGCGCACGAUCGUUGCGUGACUUCCUGCCUCGUGAACAUCGGAGGCCUGGGCCGGGGUGACCCUGAGAACGCCAACACUUGAUGACUCCUCUCCGGCAUGAAUGUGUCCACACAGAGAGUCAGAAGUAUGUCCAUUUGAGUAUUGCUGCCACACGCGCACCCUCAUUUCUGGUGCCCUGUUCGAUGCAGCCGUCGUGCGUUGGUGAGACGAGCGGCCCUUGCGGCUCGGUUAGUCUCGUUGCAUGUAUCAGGAAUGCACACUUCCCAUCCUGUAACACACACAUACCGCUGAUGUCACGCCAAUCUUUCGGCUUGCGCGUGACGCCGCCUGACCGGUGCUGCGCCCUGGUCGGAGGGAUAGCUGGCUGCCAGGGCUCCUAUCUUAAUGUCUCCAGACAUUAA